GUCCCCGUUAACAUCGUCUAGGCAUAAAAUCAAAAAAUACAAAUAAAUUCUCUAUUGGAAAGGGUUACAUUUCUUCUCUCUCUACUUCAUCGUCUUUCGUCCGAGUUCUUUCCUAUCAGAAGUUUGCUACAUUCAGGAUCAAAUGGCUGGCCAUAGGAUUGCACAUGCCACAUUGAAAGGACCUAGUGUUGUCAAGGAAAUAGUUAUCGCAAGUGUACUUGGUUUGGCUGCUGGAAGCUUGUGGAAGAUGCACCACUGGAAUGAACAAAGAAAAGUCAGGUCAUUUUAUGACUUGCUGGAGAAGGGUGAAAUAAGUAUAGUUGCGGAAGAAUAAUUUCUCAAGGAUCAUCUGCUGUGAUUUAGCUCUUCAAUUAAACAUGGACAUACUCUUGUAUCGAAAAGAAUAAGUUCACAAACCAAGUAUUUCUUUGUCCAUUUGUUACUCCUUGUUUGACUAUGAAGUUUAUGAUUUUUAUUGACCUGCUUGGACAGGGUAGAAAUGAAUUUUCUUUCAUCA
This is a messenger RNA of Solanum dulcamara, 517 nucleotides long. Its product is annotated as cytochrome c oxidase subunit 5C-2. The transcript is spliced from 2 exons. The record is from RefSeq and is a predicted model, not a curated record. Bases 143 to 334 code for a protein of 63 amino acids. Lineage: Eukaryota; Viridiplantae; Streptophyta; Magnoliopsida; Solanales; Solanaceae.